Brassica napus (rape) is the source of this 855-nucleotide messenger RNA. Its product is annotated as probable polygalacturonase At2g43860. NCBI's taxonomy places the organism in Eukaryota, Viridiplantae, Streptophyta, Magnoliopsida, Brassicales, Brassicaceae. The record is from RefSeq and is a predicted model, not a curated record. The coding region runs from base 213 to 680 and encodes 155 amino acids. The transcript has a single exon.
ACGCAACACCCUUUAUCCUUUUAUCCGAAUAUAAUUACAAUAUACUCUAACACAAAAUAUAAAAUAAAUAAACCGUGUGUGUAUAUAUACAUAUACCUUACUACACCUACUCAUUGCCAUCAAGUAUUUUAUUCCCUUUUCAACUUCAAUUUACGUACCCAAUAAGGAGUUUCUUUCAUUUCCUCACAUCAAACAUUAACACAAAAAGCAAGAUGGAGAAGUUCCAAUAUACGAUUAUGUACGCUUAUUUACUUAUGUCAACAACAAUCUUCUUGUCUUUGCCAAUACAAUCUCACGCGACAAUACUCUUCAAUGUGCUGAGCUUCGGAGCUAAACCUAACGGUAUUGUUGACUCAGCUACAGCUUUUGCCAAGGCAUGGGAUGCAGCGUGUAGUUCGACGGAUGCUGCGGUUAUAUACGUACCCAAAGGAAGAUAUCUUGUUAGCCCUGUUCGUUUCAGCGGUGAAAGUUGCAAGAGCCUUGAUAUUGUUUUCAGGAUCGAUGGGACUCUUGUUGGUUCGGGGGACUAUAACUUUCUUGGGCGAGAAGAAACAUGGUUCAGCUUUGAAAGAGUCACUGGAGUUUCUGUUAUCGGUGGUUCUUUCGACGCUAAGGGACCUUCGUUGUGGGCUUGCAAGGCCUCCUUCAACAACAGCUGUCCCGCUGGUGCUACGGUAUGAUAAGUUGGUCGGAACCAAAAACAUUUACUAGACCAUGUUUGGAAUUCCAAACCAAUUAAAAAUAAGUGGAAUAAUUCAUAUUGUUUAUAUUUCAUAUUACGGAUUCUAACAUGGUCUUUUGAGAUUUAGGAGAUAUAAAAACUACUACUAACCAGAAAGUGAUUUAAAAGGAUUC